GACUAUUGUUUUUGCGUUAUAUGCAUGGAUUUAUACAAAUAGUGCUUAAAGCUUUAAUUACAUGUAUUUUAGCUCUUAUGCUCCUGCUAAAACUCUUUAAUUGGAAAUAAAAGAGCGGUUUAAUGUCUUCCAGUAAAAGAGUAAUGUUUCCCCCUGCUGGCGGGAAAAACGCGAAUAUCAGCAGCUUUGAGGGAGUUGGCUUUCUCAGCAGACACCAGCGAGCACAGCCCAAAGGUACUUCGCUUGUUUGAAAUUUCACUUGGGUGUGUCAGCAAAGGUGUGUCCGCUGACUCACCCAACAGCGACAGAUAGAGCCGUCUGAGAAACGCCUGCCUUUUCGCAUUGACAGAGAAGUGAAGCAACAGACAAGAGACGAAACUCUCGAGUAGACUAGACGCAUUUGUUUUCUAUUACUCUCUGAAAUACUAACCGGACUCUCCCCACUUGGACCCAGGACAAAGUCAGCCUUUUACUGUUUUUUUCUUCCAAAGAUGGGGAGAGUUUUAAUUUCCACCAUCUGCCUAAUGCUGAUCCUGUCCUGUGUGGAGUCGUGCUCUCUCCCGAGGUCUCUCUACGUAAUUGUACCUGAAACAAUUCCACCUGAAUACCAAGUAGCAAAAGUUGAAACCGUCGGUUGUGAUGCCAAAUCAACGCUGUUAACUGUGAAGGACCCGAGUUUUACAAUAAACAGUAAUGGAGCAGUGGUAGCUUUAACGUCUGUCUCAGUGGCAGAAAGACGACGGACAUUUUUUGUGUGCGCUCAGGACAAUAGUGGACCGGAAAGUAAGAUGGAAGUUCACCUUGUCCGCAGUACAAUGCCGACAAAACAUCAACGACGCCAAGGAUUCCUGAGUCGGUCUAAAAGACGCUGGGCACCUCCGAACCUCAACGUAGUGGAGAAUUACGUAGGACCCUAUCCAAAACUAGUCGAAAGGCUGGUGUCAGAUACCUCAGCCAAAUAUAAAUUGUUCUACACUGUCGAAGGAGAAGGAUUCGAUAAGUAUCCAACUGGAGUGUAACUGAACAGAGACACAGGGGAUCUGUUCUUGCUCAAAGCAGUGGACCGUGAGGCGUUCCCAGUAUAUAGUUUUGUGGUGCGUUCUUGGAACAAGAUCACAUUUCAGGAGACAGAUGAGAAUCUGCCAUUGAAAGUGGUUGUAGAUGAUGUAAAUGACAAUCCACCGGAGUUUGUAGGUCCUCUACAGUUUAUGGUUCCUGAGCACUGUAGUGUAGGGACUGUGGUGGGAAAGGUGAAUACAACCGACAAAGACCAAAUUGGCACCGACCAUGUGAAGAUUAGGUAUACACUCCUAACUGGAACAGACAUGUUUGCCAUUCAUGCGGAAACAGGUGUCAUCACAACAAAAACCAACACCCUAGACAGAGAGUUAAAAGACAACCAUUUGGUGGUUGUACAAAUCCAGGAUAUGAAUGGUGCAGCAAACGGUCUGGUUGCCACAUCAACAGCAAAAAUUGUUCUGAGUGACAUCAAUGACAACCCGCCAACCUUCAUGAAAACAUCUUAUGAUGUCGCUGUGCAAGAGAAUGAAAGUGAAAAACUUCUACUUCGGAUUCCAGUUCAAGAUAAAGAUUUAAUAAACACACCAAACUGGAUAUCAAAGUUUGUCAUUACUCAAGGAAAUGAAAAUGGAAAUUUCAGGAUUGUUACUGACCCCCAAACAAAUGAAGGGCUUCUGUACGUCUCAAAGCCAUUAGAUUAUGAGAAGACGAACAGUGUACAGCUUCAGAUCACAGCACAAAAUCAAGCACCGCUGAGUGGCAGCAGCGCCAGUUGGAACUCCAUCCCUGUGAAGGUCAGUGUCACCGAUGUCGAUGAAGGCCCAGAAUUCUCUGCUCCUUCGAUCCGCUUCAAUGUCAAAGAGAACACACCAAAUGGCACAGUGAUAGGAACUUAUACAGCUACAGACCCUGAGACGAAGAGCAGCAAAGGCAUCAAGUAUUUCAAGAUCACAGACCCGGGCUCCUGGAUCAAUGUUGACAGAGACACGGGAGAGCUGAGGGUGGCAAACACAAUUGACAGAGAGUCACCGCUUGUUCACGAUGGGUUUUACAACAUCACAGUGAGGGCUGUUGAUGCUAGCUCCAAGUCAGCAACAGGAACAGUUGUCAUUUGGGUGGAGGAUGAAAACGACAACAUUCCUACGAUUCCUAGUGAGCUCACGUUUUGUCAGGAGGAUGGAGUGCUCGGCUCUGUGGUGGUGGUGGCCGAAGACAAAGAUCAGAGUCCCUUUUCUUCCCCAUUCACCUUCAGUUUACCAAAUAACAAUGAUGGCACAUGGUCUGUGAAAAGUCUUAAUGACACUGCAGCUACAUUGGAGCAGCUCAAACCGCUUUAUUUGGGGAUGCACACCGUUGACCUGACUGUUACAGAUCUUCAGGGUAGUGGCAAAACACAGACAGUGAAUCUGAGAGUCUGCAAGUGCAAGAAUGGCGUCUGCCCUGGCAAGGACAGGUCCGUGUCGCUCGGACCGCUGGGAAUACUGACUAUGCUGUUGCCUGUGGCCCUCCUCCUACUGCUCUUCCUGCUCCUUGCAUUUUUCUGUCUAACAAAGAGAGAGAAGUUGCAACUUGACGACUCAACAGACACUGGAGGAAUCCUACUCAAAUCCAACACGGAGGCCCCAGGGGACGAAGUGGAUGCAAGUCUCAUCAAUGGUCCCCCAUUUGAGAUUGACCAAGCAGUAAAGGGUUCUGUCAAGGGUGUAAUGAUGAAUCCUUCAUGGAUCGGGAACAAGAGUGGAAGCACUAUUGGAACCCUUGGUGUUCACGAGAAUGGGAUGCAUGGAAGGACUGAUAUUUCUGCAGCUAAUAUGCAGGAUUACUAUACCGGCCAGUAUGACAUGACCAUAGAUCGUCAAUCCUAUGGUCAGCUUGUUGGUAGUGGUGUAGACUUUGACUACAGACAACACAACAUGGACCCAGCUCUUCUGUAUAAUUGGGAAACAAAUGGCCGCUAUCUACAUCAGAAAUUGAUCCAAAUGGGAACAGUGGAGGAUGGGCGAUAUGCAGAUGAUAUCAUCCACUCCUACGGGUUCGAGGGACAUGGCUCUGUAGCUGGCUCUGUUGGAUGCUGCAGUGAUAAUAAUGACAAUGAUAACCUUGACUUUCUGAACACACUCGGACCAAAGUUCAAAACUCUUGCAGAGGUCUGCAGAAAGACAUGAAAAGUGACACUCCAGAUAAUAUUGUUUACUUUAAGCUGUAAAAGAUGCAGAUUGGGUUUGAAUGCUUGGCUUGUUACUGGGGUAAGAAUAUAAAAAAAGAACAGGCAGGUGGUGCUGGUGUGUAUAUGCUAUUGCUCUUAGUUGCUUUAUGUCUUUGUUGUUGUUAUUUUAGUUUUUUUUAUGUAAAAGUCAUUUGCACUGAAAAUGAUGUAGAUGCUGUUGGUUGUGCAUACUUUAUGUUGUAUGUCAAUAGCUGCGUUUCCACCACAGGGACUGCAGUCUUUUGGAGGUUUGUACCUCAGGAACCAAGGUCUAAAUGAAGUUCUUGGAAAAAUGAUUUCAUAUCUUUAUAUUUUUGGAGGGUAGCACUUUGUGACACUUCAGGAGCCUUUGGUCCAGGGAUUGCAGUGUUUCUGGUUGGAAAGCAACUUCUCAUAAAAAUCACACUGCCUUCAAGGUUUACCACAUAAAUUGUUGGUAAUCAUUAACUUAAACUUACAUCAGAGAGCAGUGAAGGGAGAUGGAGAACAACAAAACUGGUGUUGCUUUUUCAUAUUUAAUUGCACGAUGUCUGCUUAAGCUUUGUGGGUCUGAAUACAUUGGUGGGAGUACAGACAAAAAAGCUCUUGGGACUAGAACUUCUUGUUAUUUUGGGUUGAAAUGCGGCUACUGAGUAUUAACAUGUUUGUUAGUAGGAACUUCGGUAUUUUUUUAAAAAAAAACUUUGUUUAUUAAUCGUUGUCUGGUGUAAAAAAAGAAUGCAUUUCUAUUUCAGUCAUGUUGCUGUUUUUUUUUUAUCCUUAUUGAAUUUCAGGCUUUGUCGAUAUAUUUGAAGUAAAACAAAUAAUGAAACAAAAUAAUCUUUUCUAAUAUUUCACAAUAUUUAAUGUAAAACUACACAUUUAUAAUGGUCUAUUUUAAACAGUGUUGAUUUACUUCUGCACAAUUUCCCAAUGCCACAGAAAUUGUGUGUAACCAUGAUUUACUUCAACUCCCUGACUGUCAGACGGGUGCAGUUUGAGCUCGCUGUCAGUCAGGUUAUUGCAACAUUCCCAACAGUAGUCCUGUUUAAAUCUGCACAAGGGUGUGAACCGGAGGCGUAAGGUGUUACUGACACUGCCCGAAACUAAAUAUAACUGGCUGCACAGGAAAAACCCAGUCAAAAAACUGUAUACCUUAUAUGUAUAUUAUGUGGUUUUAGUUGUAAUUUGACAUUAACAUUAAAGAGUGUUGUUUAAUUUUUGCAACAGUA
Molecule: messenger RNA, 4437 nt
Organism: Haplochromis burtoni (Burton's mouthbrooder)
Lineage: Eukaryota; Metazoa; Chordata; Actinopteri; Cichliformes; Cichlidae
Gene: dsc2l
Product: desmocollin 2 like
Biological process (GO): adherens junction organization; multicellular organism development; brain development
Cellular component (GO): apical part of cell; plasma membrane; cytoplasm
Molecular function (GO): calcium ion binding; cadherin binding
Source: RefSeq, a predicted model, not a curated record